GGGCCGCGCCGGAAGUGGCUUGUCAGCGCGGCCGCCACCGCCUGCGGCGAGGAGGCGUUUGUGGAAUUUGGGUCGCGGCUGGGCCACGCGGUGUCUGGAUCUUGCUUCCACGCCGCUUCCGCAAGUUGAGAUGUCGCACCCGACCCCCGAAGCUAAGCCGUCCAAUCCCAGCAACCCCCAAGUCUUCUUUGACGUGGACAUCGGAGGGGAGCGAGUUGGUCGAAUUGUCUUGGAAUUGUUUGCAGAUAUUGUGCCCAAAACUGCAGAAAAUUUUCGUGCACUAUGUACAGGAGAAAAGGGUAUUGGAUCCACAACUGGGAAGCCUCUCCAUUUCAAAGGAUGCCCUUUUCAUCGAAUUAUUAAGAAAUUUAUGAUUCAGAGUGGAGACUUCUCAAAUCAGAAUGGGACAGGUGGAGAAAGUAUUUAUGGUGAAAAAUUUGAAGAUGAAAAUUUCCAUUAUAAGCAUGAUCGGGAAGGUUUAUUAAGCAUGGCAAAUGCAGGCCACAAUACAAAUGGUUCUCAGUUCUUUAUCACAACAGUUCCAACUCCUCAUUUGGAUGGGAAACAUGUGGUAUUUGGUCAAGUCAUUAAAGGAAUAGGAGUGGCAAGGAUGCUGGAAAAUGUAGAAGUGAAAGGUGAAAAACCUGUCAAAUUGUGCGUUAUUGCAGAAUGUGGAGAACUGAAGGAAGGGGAUGACUGGGGAAUAUUCCCAAAGGAUGGCUCUGGUGACAGUCAUCCAGAUUUCCCUGAGGAUGCAGACAUAGACCUGAAAGAUGUAGAUAAAAUUUUAUUAAUAACAGAAGACUUAAAAAACAUUGGAAAUACUUUUUUCAAAUCCCAGAACUGGGAGAUGGCCACUAAGAAAUAUGCAAAAGUUUUAAGGUAUGUUGACAGCUCCAAGGCUGUUAUUGAGCAAGCAGAGAGAGCCAAGCUACAACCGAUAGCUUUAAGCUGUGUACUGAACAUUGGUGCUUGUAGAUUGAAGAUGUCAAAUUGGCAGGGAGCAGUUGACAGCUGUCUGGAGGCCCUUGAAAUAGACCCAUCAAAUACCAAAGCACUGUACCGUAGAGCUCAAGGAUGGCAAGGAUUAAAAGAAUACGAUCAGGCAUUGGCUGAUCUUAAGAAAGCUCAGGAAAUAGCACCAGAAGAUAAAGCUAUCCAGGCUGAAUUGCUGAAAGUUAAACAAAAGAUAAAGGCACAGAAAGAUAAAGAGAAGGCAGUAUAUGCAAAAAUGUUUGCUUAAUAAGGAUUCAGUUUUGCUUAAACAUGUGUUGACUGUAUAAAGACAAAUGUAAGAGUUUACUCUAUCGUAUCCCUAGUGUGGUUCCCUUUGAUACCUUGUUCCCCAUUGUUUACAGUUUAGGAGUACUGAUAAGAGUUCAGUCUUAAUAAAAGUGUUACACAAUACAGUGCAGUUGUUGUUUUUAGUGGUUAUAUUACUCACAAAAUAUGGUAUCUAGUCAGUUUUUAAACUCCUAAAGGCUCAUCUUUUUGAAUAAGUAAGUAGACGAAAGCUUAAAUCUGUAUGUCUGUUGUUUCCUUUAAGUCUUUGAUGUAUCUGGGGCUGGUUUGUGCUGGUUUUUAUACUUAAAGUUGGGCAAACUUUUCUGCAAAAGGCUUGACUGUAAAGGUUUUAGGCUUUUAAAACCAUGUAGCCCAUCACAACUAUUCGACUCUGCAGCUGUAAUUCAAAAUUAGCUAUAGAUAGUGUGUAACCAAAGGGUAUGGCUGUGUUUCAAUAAAAGUUUAUUCAUAGAAA
This is a messenger RNA of Carlito syrichta (Philippine tarsier), 1759 nucleotides long. It is a transcript of the gene PPID, whose product is annotated as peptidylprolyl isomerase D. Lineage: Eukaryota; Metazoa; Chordata; Mammalia; Primates; Tarsiidae. The record is from RefSeq and is a predicted model, not a curated record. The transcript is spliced from 10 exons. Gene Ontology annotation, molecular function: protein binding; peptidyl-prolyl cis-trans isomerase activity. Gene Ontology annotation, biological process: protein peptidyl-prolyl isomerization. The coding region runs from base 131 to 1243 and encodes 370 amino acids.